CGGGCCCAGCGCGAGCUCCUCUCCACUGUGCACCAUGGUCCAGUGGUGGCUGCUGCUGUCCUGCUGCGGAGCCCUGCUCAGCGCUGGUCUGGCUAACACCUCCUACACCAGCCCAGGCCUCCAGAGGCUGAAGGACUCUCCGCAGACAGCCCCGGACAAAGGCCAGUGCUCCACGUGGGGGGCUGGUCACUUCUCCACCUUCGACCACCACGUGUACGACUUCUCGGGGACGUGCAACUACCUCUUCGCGGCCACCUGCAAGGACGCCUUCCCCACCUUCAGUGUCCAGCUGCGGCGAGGCCCAGACGGGAGCAUCUCGCGGAUCAUCGUGGAGCUGGGGGCCUCCGUCGUCACUGUGAGCGAAGCCACCAUCUCAGUCAAGGACAUCGGGGUCAUCAGCCUGCCCUAUACCAGCAAUGGACUCCAGAUCACACCCUUCGGCCAGAGCGUGCGGCUGGUGGCCAAGCAGCUGGAGCUGGAGCUGGAAGUCGUGUGGGGUCCUGACAGCCACCUCAUGGUUCUGGUGGAGCAGAAGUACAUGGGUCAGAUGUGCGGGCUCUGCGGGAACUUUGACGGGAAGGUGACCAACGAGUUUGUCAGUGAGGAGGGCAAGUUCCUGGAACCCCACAAGUUCGCUGCCCUCCAGAAGCUGGACGACCCCGGAGAGAUCUGCACCUUCCAGGACAUCCCUAGCACCCACGUCCGGCAGGCCCAGCACGCCCGGAUCUGCACCCAGCUGCUGACCCUGGUGGCCCCUGAGUGCAGCGUGUCCAAGGAGCCCUUCGUGCUAAGCUGCCAGGCGGACGUGGCCGCAGCCCCCCAGCCAGGCCCUCAGAACAGCAGCUGUGCCACCCUGUCCGAGUACUCCCGCCAGUGCAGCAUGGUGGGCCAGCCGGUCCGCCGCUGGCGGGGCCCCGGCCUGUGCUCCGUGGGUCAGUGCCCGGCCAACCAGGUGUACCAGGAGUGCGGCUCGGCCUGCGUGAAGACCUGCUCCAACCCACAGCACAGCUGCUCCAGUUCCUGCACCUUCGGGUGCUUCUGCCCGGAAGGUACGGUCCUGAAUGACCUCUCCAAUAACCACACCUGCGUGCCCGUCACCCAGUGCCCCUGUGUGCUCCACGGCGCCAUGUAUGCCCCCGGGGAGGUCACAAUAGCCGCCUGCCAAACCUGCCAGUGCACCCUGGGCCGCUGGGCGUGCACAGAGCGGCCGUGCCCCGGACACUGCUCCCUGGAAGGUGGCUCCUUUGUUACCACGUUUGACGCCAGGCCCUACCGCUUCCACGGCACCUGCACCUACAUCCUCCUCCAGAGCCCCCAGCUUCCCGAGGAUGGUGCCCUCAUGGCUGUGUACGACAAGUCCGGCUUCUCACACUCCGAGACCUCCCUGGUGGCUGUGGUCUACCUCUCCAGGCAGGACAAAAUUGUGAUCUCUCAGGAUGAGGUGGUCACCAACAACGGAGAAGCCAAGUGGCUGCCAUACAAGACUCGCAACAUCACGGUCUUCAGGCAGACGUCCACCUACCUCCAGAUGGCCACCAGCUUCGGGCUGGAGCUCGUGGUCCAGCUGCGCCCCAUCUUCCAGGCCUACGUCACUGUUGGGCCCCAGUUCAGAGGUCAGACCAGAGGGCUCUGCGGCAACUUCAACGGGGACACAACGGAUGACUUCACCACCAGCAUGGGUAUCGCCGAGGGCACCGCCUCGCUGUUUGUGGACUCCUGGCGGGCGGGGAACUGUCCGGCCGCUCUGGAGCGUGAGACUGACCCCUGCUCCAUGAGCCAGCUCAACAAGGUGUGUGCGGAGACCCACUGCUCCGUGCUGCUGAGGACAGGCACGGUGUUCGAGAGGUGCCACGCCACAGUGAACCCUGCACCCUUCUACAAGAGGUGCGUGUACCAGGCCUGCAACUACGAGGAGACCUUUCCCCACAUCUGUGCCGCCCUGGGCGACUACGUACACGCCUGCUCCUCGCGGGGCGUCCUGCUCUGGGGCUGGAGAAGCAGUGUGGACAACUGCACCAUCCCCUGCACGGGUAACACCACCUUCAGCUACAACAGCCAAGCCUGUGAGCGCACCUGCCUGUCGCUGUCGGACCGUGCCACCGAGUGCCACCACAGCGCCGUGCCUGUGGACGGUUGCAACUGCCCCGAUGGCACCUACCUGAACCACAAGGGCGAGUGUGUGCGCAAGGCCCAGUGCCCGUGCAUACUGGAGGGUUACAAGUUCAUCCUGGCCGAGCAGUCCACUGUCAUCAACGGCGUCACCUGCCACUGCAUCAACGGGCGGCUGAGUUGCCUGCAGCGGCCACAGAUGUUCCUGGCCUCCUGCCAGGCCCCUAAGACCUUCAAGUCCUGCAGCCAGUCCUCCGAGAACAAGUUUGGGGCAGCCUGUGCCCCCACAUGCCAGAUGCUGGCCACCGGUGUUGCCUGUGUGCCCACCAAGUGUGAGCCUGGCUGUGUCUGCGCCGAGGGCCUCUACGAGAAUGCCGACGGGCAGUGUGUGCCCCCCGAGGAGUGCCCAUGUGAGUUCUCGGGGGUCUCCUACCCUGGAGGAGCUGAGCUCCACACUGACUGCAGGACCUGCUCCUGCUCAAGGGGGAGGUGGGCCUGUCAGCUGGGCACCCACUGCCCGUCCACCUGCACCCUCUACGGGGAGGGCCACGUCAUCACCUUCGACGGCCAGCGCUUCGUAUUCGACGGCAACUGCGAGUACAUCCUGGCCACGGACGUCUGUGGUGUCAACAAUUCACAGCCCACCUUCAAGAUCCUGACAGAGAACGUCAUCUGUGGGAACUCCGGGGUCACAUGCUCACGGGCCAUCAAGAUCUUCCUGGGGGGCCUGUCCGUGGUGCUGGCGGACAGAAACUACACAGUCACCGGGGAGGAGCCCCACGUGCAGCUCGGGGUGACGCCGGGUGCGCUGAGCCUUGUCGUGGACAUCAGCAUCCCCGGGAGGUACAACCUGACGCUCAUCUGGAACAGGCACAUGACCGUCCUCAUCAGGAUCGCCCGUGCCUCCCAGGAUCCCCUCUGCGGCUUGUGUGGCAACUUCAACGGGAACAUGAAGGACGACUUUGAGACGCGCAGCAGGUACGUGGCGUCCAGCGAGCUGGAGUUCGUGAACUCGUGGAAGGAGAGCCCGCUGUGCGGGGACGUGAGCUUCGUGGCGGACCCCUGCAGUCUCAAUGCCUUCCGGCGCUCCUGGGCCGAGCGCAAGUGCAGCAUCAUCAACAGCCAGACCUUCGCCGCCUGCCACAGCAAGGUAUACCACCUGCCCUACUACGAGGCCUGCGUGCGCGACGCAUGUGGGUGUGACAGUGGCGGGGACUGUGAGUGUCUGUGCGAUGCCGUGGCUGCCUACGCCCAAGCCUGUCUGGACAAGGGCGUGUGCGUGGACUGGAGGACCCCGGCCUUCUGCCCCAUCUACUGCGGCUUCUACAACACGCACACGCAGGACGGCCAUGGCGAGUACCAGUACACACAGGAGGCCAACUGCACGUGGCACUACCAGCCCUGCCUCUGCCCCAGCCAGCCACAGAGCGUCCCAGGCAGCAACAUCGAAGGCUGCUACAACUGCUCCCAGGAUGAGUACUUCGACCACGAGGAGGGGGUGUGCGUGCCCUGCAUGCCGCCCACCACGCCGCAGCCGCCCACCACGCCGCAGCCGCCCACCACAGGCUCACGGCCCACGCAAGUCUGGCCCAUGACGGGAACCUCCACCACCAUCGGGCUUCUCAGCUCCACCGGACCCUCACCCAGCUCUAAUCGCACCCCUGCCAGCCCCACCCAGACACCCCUCCUUCCAGCCACGCUCACGUCCUCCAAGCCCACGGCCUCCUCGGGAGAACCACCUAGACCAACCACGGCCGUCACCCCACAAGCCACAUCAGGGCUGCCUCCCACAGCCACACUGAGAUCGACAGCCACAAAACCCACAGUGACCCAGGCCACAACCAGGGCCACGGCAUCGACUGCCAGCCCAGCCACGACGUCCACAGCUCAGUCCACAACACGGACCACAAUGACACUACCAACCCCAGCCACAUCAGGGACAAGCCCCACGCUGCCAAAAUCGACCAAUCAGGAACUGCCAGGAACAACGGCCACCCAGACGACAGGCCCACGUCCAACCCCAGCAAGCACCACAGGCCCAACCACCCCACAGCCAGGACAACCCACGAGGCCCACAGCCACAGAGACCACUCAAACAAGAACGACUACUGAAUACACAACGCCCCAAACCCCACACACCACACACUCCCCGCCUACGGCGGGGAGUCCCGUCGCUUCCACAGGUCCUGUCACUGCAACAUCCUUCCAUGCCACCACUACCUAUCCAACCCCAUCACACCCUGAGACCACUCUUCUCACUCACGUUCCACCUUUCUCAACCUCUUUGGUGACUCCAAUUACUCACACAGUCAUCACCCCUACCCACCCACAGAUGUCCACUUCUGCCUAUGUCCACUCAACGCCAACAGGCACCAUUCCUCCACCAACAACAGUUAAGGCCACAAGGUCCACCUACACGGCCCCACUAAUGACGGCAACCACCAGUAGGACCAGCCAAGCCCACAGCUCACUCAGCACAGCCAAAACCUCUACAUCCCUCCACUCACAUGCUUCCUCCACACACCAUCCAGAAAUCACUCCAACUUCUACCACCAACAUGACUCCCAAGUCCACCAGUAGAGGCACUGGCACCCCUGUGGCCCACACCACCUCAGCCACCAGCAGCAGGCCACCCACACCUAUCACAACACACUCUUCACCUACCGGGAGCAGUCCCCUCUCUUCCACAGGUCGUAUGACUGCAACAUCUCUCAAGACCACCACUACCUAUCCAACCCCAUCACAAACUCACAUCACACUUCCCAUUCAUGUUCCAUCUUUCUCCACCUCAUCGGUGACUCCAAGUACUCACACAGUCAUCACCCCAACCCACCCACAGAUGUCCACUUCUGCCUCCAACCACUCAACGUCAACAGGCACCAUUCCUCCACCGACAACGCUCACGGCCACAGGGUCCACACACACAGCCCCACCGAUAACAGUGACCACCAGUGGGACCAGCCAAGUCCACAGCUCCUUCAGCACAGCCAAAACCUCUACAUCCCUCCUCUCCCAUGUUUCCUCCACACACCAUCCAGAAAUCACCACAAAUUCUACCACCACCAUUACUCCCAACCCCACUAGUACAGGCACCAGAACCCCUGUGGCCCACCCCACCUCAGCCACCAGCAGCAGGCCACCACCACCCUUCACCACACACUCCCCACCUACAGAGAGUAGUCCCCUCUCUCCCACAGGUCCUAUGACUCCAACAUCCUUCAAGACCACCACUACCUAUCCAACCCCAUCACACCCUCACACCACACUUCCCACUCACGUUCCACCUUUCUCCAGCUCGUCAGUGACUCCAAGUACUCACACAGUCAUCACUCCUACCCAUGCACAGAUGUCCACUUCUGCCUCAAUCCACUCAACGCCAACAGGUACCUUUCCUCCACUGACAACGCUCACGGACACAGGGUCCACACACACAGCCUCACCAAUGACGGGGACCACCAUUCGGACCACCCAAGCCCACAGCUCAUUCAGCACAGCCAAAACCUCUACAUCCUUCCUCUCACAUGCUUCCUCCACACACCAUCCGGAAACCACACCAACUUCUACCACCAACAUUACUCCCAAGUCCACUAGUGCAGGAACCAGCACCCUUGUGGCCCACACCACCUCGGUCACCAUCAGUGAGCCACACACAUCCUUUACCACACAUUCACCUUCGGGGAGCAGACCCAGCUCUUCCACAGGUCCUAUGACUACAACAUCCUUCAAGACUACCACUACCCAUCCAACCCUAUCACACCCUCAGACCACAAUUCCCACUCACGUUCCACUUUUCUCCACCUCCUUGGUGAACCCGAGUACUCACCCAGUCAUCAUCCCUACCCAUACAGAGAUGUCCACCUCCACCUAUAUGUACUCAACACCAACAGGCACUAUUCCUCCACAAACAACAGUCAAGGCCACAGGGUCCACCCACACGGCACCACCAAUGACAGCAACCACCAAUAGGACCAGCCAAGCCCAAAGUUCCUUCAGCACAGCCAAAACCUCUACAUCCCUACACUCACAUGCUUCCUCCACACACCAUCCAGAAGUCACCCCAACUUCUACCACCACGAUUACUCCCAAGUCCACCAGUACAAGCACCAGCACCCCUGUGACCCACACCACCUUGGCCACCAGCAGCAGUGCACCCACACCCUUCACCACACACUCCCCACCUACGGGGAGCAGUCCCAUCACUUCCACAGGUCCUAUGACUGCAACAUCCAUCAAGACCACCACGACCUAUCCAACCCCAUCACACCCUCAGACCACACUUACCAUUCAUGUUCCACCUUUCUCCACCUCAUCAGUGACUCCAAGUACUCACACAGUCAUCACUCCUACCCACGCACAAAUGUCCACUUCUGCUUCUAUCCACUCAACGCCAACAGGCACCGUUCCUCCACUGACAACGCACACGGCCACAGGGUCGACACACACAGGCCCACCAAUGACGGGGACCAUUAUUCAGACAAGCAAAGCUCACAACUUAUUCAGCACAGCCAAAACUUCUACAUCUCUCCACUCACAUGCUUCCUCCACACACCAUCCUGAAACCACACCAACUUCUACCACCAACAUUACUCCCAAGUCCACUAGUGCAGGAACCAGCACCCCUGUGGCCCACACCACCUUCGCCACCAGCAGCAGGCUACCCACAACCUUCACCACACACUCCCCACCUACAGGGAGCAGUCCUGUCUCUUCCACAGGUCCUAAGACUGAAACAUCCUCCCAGACCACCACUACCCAUCCAACCCCAUCACAACCUCAGACCACACCUCCCACUCACGUUCCACCUUUCUUCACCUCCUUGGUGACUCCAAGUACUCACACAGUCAUCACCACUACCCACACACAGAUGUCCACUUCUGCCUAUAUCCACUCAACGCCAACAGGCACCAUUCCACCACCUACAACGCUCAAGGCCACAGGGUCCACCCACACAGCGCCAACAAUGACGCUGACCACCAGCGGGACCAGCCAAGCCCUGAGCUCAUUAAACACAGCCAAAACCUCUACAUCCUUACAUUCACACACUUCCUCCACACACCAUCCUGAAGUCACCUCAACUGCUACCACCAACAUCACCCCCAACCCCACCAGUACAGGAACUGGGACACCUGUGGCCCACACCACCUCAGCCACCAGCAGCACACUAACCACACCCUUCACCACACACUCCCCACCUACAGGGAGCACUCCCAUCUCUUCCACAGGUCCUGUCACUGCAACAUCCUUCCAUGCCACCACUACCUAUCCAACACCAUCAUACCCUCAGACCACACUUCCCACUCACGUUACAUCUUUCUCCACCUCCUUGGUGACUCCAAGUACUCACACAGUCAUCACCCCUACCCACGCACAGAUGUCCACUUCUGCCUCCAUCCACUCAGCGCCAACAGGUACCAUUUCUCCACCAACAACGCUCAAGGCCACAGGGUCCACCCACACAGCCCCACCAAUGACGGCGACCACCAGUGGGACCAGCCAAUCCCCAAGCUCAUUUAGCACGGCCAAAACUUCUACAUCCUUAUCUUACCACACUUUCUCGACACACCAUCCUGAAGUCACCCCAACUUCUACCACCACCAUCACCCCCAAACACACCAGUACAGGCACCAGAACCCCUGUGGCCCACACCACCUCGGCCACCAGCAGCAGGCUAACCACACCCUUCACCACACACUCCCCACCUACAGGGAGCAGUCCCAUCUCUUCCACAGGUCCUGUCACUGCAACAUCCUUCCAGACCACCACUACCUAUCCAACCCCAUCACACUCUCAGACCACACUUCCCACUCACGUUCCACCUUCCUCCACCUCCUUGGUGACUCCAAAUACUCACACAGUCAUCACCCCUACCCAUGCACAGAUGUCCACUUCUGCCUCCAUCCACUCAACGCCAACAGGCACCAUUCUUCCACCGACAACGCUCAAGGCCACAGGGUCCACCCACACAGCCCCACCAAUGACAGUGACCACCAGUGGGACCAGCCAAGCCCUGAGCUCAUUCAACACAGCCAAAACUUCUACAUCCCUACAUUCACACACUUCCUCCGCACACCAUCCUGAAGUCACUCCAACUUCUACCACCACCAUCAACCCCAAACACACCACUACAGGCACCAGAACCCCUGUGGCCCACACCACCUUGGCCACCAGCAGCAGGCUACCCACACCCUUCACCACACACUCCCCACCUACAAGGAGCAGUCCCAUCUCUUCCACAGGUCCUGUCACUGCAACAUCCUUCCAGACCACCACUACCUAUCCAACCCCAUCACACACUCAGACCACACUUCCCACUCACAUUCCACCUUUCUCCACCUCCUUGGUGACUCCAAGUACUCACACAGUCAUCACCCCAACCCACCAACAGAUGGCCACUUCUGCCUCCAUCCACUCAAUGCCAACAGGCACCAUUCCUCCACUGACAACGCUCAAGGCCACAAGAUCUACCCACACAGCCCCACCAAUGACGCCGACCACCAGUGGGACCAGCCAAGCACGGAGCUCAUUCAGCACAGCCAAAACCUCUACAUCCCUACAUUCACACACUUCCUCCACACACCAUCCUGAAGUCACCCCAACUUCUACCACCAUCACCCCCAAACCCACCAGUACAGAAACCGGCACCCCUGUGGCCCACACCACGUCAGCCACCAGCAGCAGGCUACCCACACCCUUCACCACACACUCCCCACCUACAGGGAGCAGUCCCAUCUCUUCCACAGGUCCUGUCACUGCAAUAUCCUUCCAUGCCACCACUACCUAUCCAACACCAUCACACCCUCAGACCACACUUCCCACUCACGUUACAUCUUUCUCCACCUCCUUGGUGACUCCAAGUACUCACACAGUCAUCACCCCUACCCACGCACAGAUGGCCACUUCUGCCUCCAUCCACUCAACGCCAACAGGCACCAUUCCACCACCAACAACGCUCAAGGCCACACGGUCCACCCACACAGCCCCAUCAAUGACGGCGACCACCAGUGGGACCAGCCAAUCCCCGAGCUCAUUUAGCACGGCCAAAACUUCUACAUCCCUACCUUACCACACUUCCUCGACACACCAUCCUGAAGUCACCCCAACUUCUACCACCAUCACCCCCAAACCCACCAGUACAGAAACCGGCAACCCUGUGGCCGACACCACGUCAGCCACCAGCAGCAGGCUACCCACACCCUUCACCACACACUCCCCACCUACAGGGAGCAGUCCCUUCUCUUCCACAGGUCCUAUGACUGCAACAUCCUUCCAGACCACCACUACCUAUCCAACCCCAACACACCCUCACACCACACUUCCCACUCACAUUCCACCUUUCUCCACCUCCUUGGUGACUCCAAGUACUCACACAGUCAUCACCACUACCCACGCACAGCUGUCCACUUCUGCCUCCAUCCACUCAAUGCCAACAGGCACCAUUCCUCCACCGACAACGCUCAAGACCACAGGGUCCACCCACACAGCCCCACCAAUGACGCCGACCACCAGUGGGACCAGCCAAGCCCCGAGCUCAUUCAGCACAGCCAAAACCUCUACAUCCUUACAUUCACACACUUCCUCCACACACCAUCCUGAAGUCACUCCAACUUCUACCACCAACAUCACCACCAACCCCACGAGUAUAGGAACUGGCAUACCCGUGGCCCAAACCACCUCGGCCACCAGCAGCACGCUACCCACAUCCUUCACCACUCACUCCCCACCUACAGGGAGCAGUCCCAUCUCUUCCACAGGUCCUGUCACUGCAACAUCCUUCCAGACCACCACUACCUAUCCAACCCCAUCACACCCUCACACCACACUUCCCACUCACGUUCCACCUUUCUCCACCUCCUUGGUGACUCCAAGUACUCACACAGUCAUCACCGCUACCCACGCACAGAUGGCCACUUCUGCCUCCAUCCACUCAAUGCCAACAGGCACCAUUCUUCCACCGACAACGCUGAAAGCCACAGGGUCCACCCACACAGCCCCACCAAUGACGCCAACCACCAGUGGGACCAGCCAAGCCCCGAGCUCAUUCGGAACAGCUAAAACCUCUACAUCCUUACAUUCACACACUUCCUCCGCACACCAUCCAGAAGUCACCCCAACUUCUACCACCAUCACCCCCAAACCCACCAGUACAGCCACCAGAACCCCUCUGUCCCACACCACCUUGACCACCAGCAGCAGGCUAACCACACCCUUCACCACACACUCCCCAUCUACAGGGAGCAGUCCCAUCUCUUCCACAGCUCCUGUGACUGCAACAUCCUUCCAGAACACCACCACCUAUCCAACCCCAUCACACUCAGAGACUACACUUCCCACUCACAUUCCACCUUUCUCCACCUCCUUGGUGACUCCAAGUACUCACACAGUCAUCACCACUACCCACGCACAGAUGGCCACUUCUGCCUCCAUCCACUCAACGCCAACAGGCACCAUUCCUCCACUGACAACGCUCAAGGCCACAGGGUCUACCCACACAGCCCCACCAAUGACGCCGACCACCACUGGGACCAGCCAAGCACGGAGCUCAUUCAGCACAGCCAAGACCUCUACAUACUUACAUUCACACACUUCCUCUGCACACCAUCCUGAAGUCACCCCAACUUCUACCACCAUCACCCCCAAUCCCACCAGUUCAGGAACUGGCACCCCUGUGGCCCACACCACCUCAGCCACCAGCAGCAGGCUAACCACACCCUUCACCACACACUCCCCACCUACAGGGAGCACUCCCAUCUCUUCCACAGGUCCUGUCACUGCGACAUCCUUCCAGACCACCACUACCUAUCCAACACCAUCACAGCCUCAGACCACACUUCCCACUCAUGUUACAUCUUUCUCCACCUCCUUGGUGACUCCAAGUACUCACACAGUCAUCACCCCUACCCACGCACAGAUGGCCACUUCUGCCUCCAUCCACUCAACGCCAACAGGCACCAUUCCACCACCGACAACGCUCAAGGCCACACGGUCCACCCACACAGCCCCAUCAAUGACAGCGACCACCAGCGGGACCAGCCAAUCCCCAAGCUCAUUUAGCACGGCCAAAAUUUCUACAUCCCUACCUUACCACACUUCCUCGACACACCAUCCUGAAGUCACCCCAACUUCUACCACCAUCACCCCCAAACCCACCAGUACAGAAACCAGCACCCCUGUGGCCGACACCACGUCAGCCACCAGUAGCAGGCUACCCACACCCUUCACCACACACUCCCCACCUACAGGGAGCAGUCCCUUCUCUUCCACAGGUCCUAUGACUGCAACAUCCUUCCAGACCACCACUACCUAUCCAACCCCAUCACACCCUCACACCACACUUCCCACUCCCAUUCCACCUUUCUCCACCUCCUUGGUGACUCCAAGUACUCACACAGUCAUCACCACUACCCACGCACAGAUGGCCACUUCUGCCUCCAUCCACUCAACGCCAACAGGCACCAUUCCUCCAUCGACAACGCUCAAGGCCACAGGGUCUACCCACACAGCCCCACCAAUGACGCCGACCACCAGUGGGACCAGCCAAGCCCCGAGCUCAUUCAGCACAGCCAAAACCUCUACAUCCUUACAUUCACACACUUCCUCUGCACACCAUCCUGAAGUCACCCCAACUUCUACCACCACCAUCACCCGCACCCACACCAGUACAGGCACCAGAACCCCUGUGGCCAACACCACCUCGGCCACCAGCAGCACACUACCCACAUCCUUCACCACACAUUCCCCACCUACAGGGAGCAGUCCCAUCUCUUCCACAGGUCCUAUGACUGCACCAUCCUUUCAGACCACCACUACCUAUCCAACCCCAUCACACCCUCAGACCACACUUCCCACUCACAUUCCACCUUUCUCCACCUCCUUGGUGACUCCAAGUACUCACAAGGUCAUCACCCCUACCCAUGCACAGAUGUCCACUUCUGCCUCCAUCCACUCAACGCCAACAGGCACCAUUCCUCCACCAACAACGCUCAAGGCCACAGGGUCCACCCACACAGCCCCACCAAUCACAGUGACCACCAGUGGGACCAGCCCAUCCGCAAGCUCAUUUAGCACAGGCAAAACCUCUACAUCCUUACAUUCACACACUUCCUCCACACACUAUCCUGAAGUCACCCCAACUUCUACCACCAACAUCACCCCCAAGCCCACCAGUAUAGGAACCAGCACACCCGUGGCCCACACCACCUCAGCCACCAGCAGCAGGCUAACCACACCCUUCACCACACACUCCCCACCUACAGGGAGCAGUCCCUUCUCUUCCACAGGUCCUGUCACUGCAAUAUCCUUCCAUGCCACCACUACCUAUCCAACCCCAUCACACCCUCAGACCACACUUCCCACUCAUGUUACAUCUUUCUCCACCUCCUUGGUGACUCCAAGUACUCACACAGUCAUCACCACUACCCACACACAGAUGGCCACUUCUGCCUCCAUCCACUCAACGCCAACAGGCACCAUUCCUCUACCAACAACGCUCAAGGCCACAGGGUCCACCCACACAGCGCCAACGACGCUGACCACCAGCGGGACCAGCCAAGCCCUGAGCUCAUUCAACACAGCCAAAACCUCUACAUCCCUACAUUCACAAACUUCCUCCACACACCAUCCUGAAGUCACCCCAACUUCUACCACCAUCACCCCCAAUCCCACCAGUACGGGAACCGGCACCCCUGUGGCCCACACCACCUCAGCUACCAGCAGCAGGCUAACCACACCCUUCACCACACACUCCUCACCUACAGGGAGCAGUCCCUUCUCUUCCACAGGUCCUAUGACUGCAACAUCCUUCCAUGCCACCACUACCUAUCCAACACCAUCACACCCUCAGACCACACUUCCCACUCACGUUCCACCUUUCUCCACCUCUUUGGUGACUCCAAGUACUCACACAGUCAUCACCACUACCCAUGCACAGAUGGCCACUUCUGCCUCCAUCCACUCAACGCCAACAGGCACUAUUCCUCCACCUACAAUGCUCAAGGCCACAGAGUCUACCCACACAGCCCCACCAAUGACGCCGACCACCAGUGGGACCAGCCAAGCCCCGAGCUCAUUCAGCACAGCUAAAACCUCUACAACCUUACAUUCACACACUUCCUCUGCACACCAUCCUGAAGUCACCCCAACUUCUACCACCAUCACCCCCAAUUCCACCAGUUCAGGAACCGGCACCCCUGUGGUCCACACCACCUCAGCCACCAGCAGCAGGCUAACCACACCCUUCACCACACACUCCCCACCUACAGGGAGCACUCCCAUCUCUUCCACAGGUCCUGUCACUGCAACAUCCUUCCAUGCCACCACUAACUAUCCAACACCAUCACACCCUCAGACCACACUUCCCACUCACGUUACAUCUUUCUCCACCUCCUUGAUGACUCCAAGUACUCACACAGUCAUCACCCCUACCCACGCACAGAUGGCCACUUCUGCCUCCAUCCACUCAACGCCAACAGGCACCAUUCCACCACCGACAACGCUCAAGGCCACACGGUCCACCCACACAGCCCCAUCAAUGACGGCGACCACCAGUGGGACCAGCCAAUCCCCAAGCUCAUUUAGCACGGCCAAAACUUCUACAUCCCUACCUUACCACACUUCCUCGACACACCAUCCUGAAUUCACCCCAACUUCUACCACCAUCACCCCCAAACCCACCAAUACAGAAACCGGCACCCCUGUGGCCGACACCACGUCAGCCACCAGUAGCAGGCUAACCACACCCUUCACCACACACUCCUUACCUACAGGGAGUAGUCCCUUCUCUUCCACAGGUCCUAUGACUGCAACAUCCUUCCAGACCACCACUACCUAUCCAACCCCAUCACACCCUUACACCCCACUUCCCACUCCCAUUCCACCUUUCUCUACCUCCUUGGUGACUCCAAGUACUCACACAGUCAUCACCACUACCCACGCACAGAUGGCCACUUCUGCCUCCAUCCACUCAAUGCCAACAGGCACCAUUCCUCCACCGACAAUGCUCAAGGCCACAGGGUCCACCCACACAGCCCCACCAAUGACGCCGACCACCAGUGGGACCAGCCAAUCCCCAAGCUCAUUCAGCACAGCCAAAACCUCUACAUCCUUACAUUCACACACUUCCUCCACACACCAUCCUGAAGUCACCCCAACUUCUACCACCACCAUCACCACCAACCCCACCAGUACAGGAACCGGCAUACCCGUGGCCCACACCACCUCGGCCACCAGCAGCACGCUACCCACAUCCUUCACCACUCACUCCCCACCUACAGGGAGCAGUCCCUUCUCUUCCACAGGUCCUGUCACUGCAACAUCCUUCCAGACCACCACUACCUAUCCAACCCCAUCACACCCACACACCACACUUCCCACUCACAUUCCACCUUUCUCCACCUCCUUGGUGACUCCAAGUACUCACACAGUCAUCACCGCUACCCACGCACAGAUGGCCACUUCUGCCUCCAUCCACUCAAUGCCAACAGGCACCAUUCCUCCACCGACAACGCUCAAGGCCACAGGGUCUACCCACACAGCCCCACCAAUGACGCCGACCACCAGUGGGACCAGCCAAGCCCCGAGCUCAUUCAGCACAGCCAAAACCUCUACAUCCUUACAUUCACACACUUCCUCUGCACACCAUCCUGAAGUCACCCCAACUUCUACCACCACCAUCACCCCCAACCACACCAGUACAGGCACCAGAACCCCUGUGGCCAACACCACCUCGGCCACCAGCAGCACACUACCCACAUCCUUCACCACACAUUCCCCACCUACAGGGAGCAGUCCCAUCUCUUCCACAGGUCCUAUGACUGCACCAUCCUUUCAGACCACCACUACCUAUCCAACCCCAUCACACCCUCAGACCACACUUCCCACUCACAUUCCACCUUUCUCCACCUCCUUGGUGACUCCAAGUACUCACAAGGUCAUCACCCCUACCCAUGCACAGAUGUCCACUUCUGCCUCCAUCCACUCAACGCCAACAGGCACCAUUCCUCCACCAACAACGCUCAAGGCCACAGGGUCCACCCACACAGCCCCACCAAUCACAGUGACCACCAGUGGGACCAGCCCAUCCGCAAGCUCAUUUAGCACAGGCAAAACCUCUACAUCCUUACAUUCACACACUUCCUCCACACACUAUCCUGAAGUCACCCCAACUUCUACCACCAACAUCACCCCCAAGCCCACCAGUACAGGAACCAGCACACCCGUGGCCCACACCACCUCAGCCACCAGCAGCAGGCUAACCACACCCUUCACCACACACUCCCCACCUACAGGGAGCAGUCCCUUCUCUUCCACAGGUCCUGUCACUGCAACAUCCUUCCAUGCCACCACUACCUAUCCAACACCAUCACACCCUCAGACCACACUUCCCACUCACGUUACAUCUUUCUCCACCUCCUUGGUGACUCCAAGUACUCACACAGUCAUCACCCCUACCCACACACAGAUGGCCACUUCUGCCUCCAUCCACUCAAUGCCAACAGGCACUAUUCCUCCACCGACCACGAUCAAGGCCACAGGGUCGACCCACACAGCCCCACCAAUGACGGCAACCACCAGUGGGACCAGCCAAUCCCCAAGCUCAUUUAGCACGGCCAAAACUUCUACAUCCCUACAUUCACACACUUCCUCAACACACCAUCCUGAAGUCACCCCAACUUCUACCACCACCAUCACCCCCAACCACACCAGUACAGGCACCAGAACCCCUGUGGCCCACACCACCUCGGCCACCAGCAGCAGGCUACCCACACCCUUCACCACACACUCCCCACCUACAGGGAGCAGUCCCAUCUCUUCUACAGGUCCUGUCACUGCAACAUCCUUUCAGACUACCACUACCUAUCCAACCCCAUCACACCCUCAGACCACACUUCCCACUCACAUUCCACCUUUCUCCACCUCCUUGGUGACUCCAAGUACUCACACAGUCAUCACCACUACCCACACACAGAUGGCCACUUCUGCCUCCAUCCACUCAACGCCAACAGGCACCAUUCCUCCACCGACAACGCUCAAGGCCACAGGGUCCACCCACACAGCGCCAACAAUGACGGCGACCACCAGUGGGACCAGCCAAGCCCUGAGCUCAUUCAACACAGCCAAAACCUCUACAUCCCUACAUUCACAAACUUCCUCCACACACCAUCCUGAAGUCACCCCAACUUCUACCACCAUCACCCCCAAUCCCACCAGUACAGGAACCGGCACCCCUGUGGCCGACACCACCUCAGCCACCAGCAGCAGGCUACCCACACCCUUCACCACACACUCCCCACCUACAGGGAGCAGUCCCUUCUCUUCCACAGGUCCUAUGACUGCAACAUCCUUCCAUGCCACCACUACCUAUCCAACACCAUCACACCCUCAGACCACACUUCUCACUCACGUUCCACCUUUCUUCACCUCUUUGGUGACUCCAAGUACUCACACAGUCAUCACCCCUACCCACGCACAGAUGGCCACUUCUGCCUCCAUCCACUCAAUGCCAACAGGCACGAUUCCUCCACCGACAACGCUCAAGGCCACAGGGUCUACCCACACAGCCCCACCAAUGACGCCGACCACCAGUGGGACCAGCCAAUCCCCAAGCUCAUUUAGCACGGCCAAAACCUCUACAUCCCUACAUUCACACACUUCCUCCACACACCAUCCUGAAGUCACCUCAACUUCUACCACCACCAUCACCCCCAACCACACCAGUACAGGCACCAGAACCCCUGUGGCCCACACCACCUCGGCCACCAGCAGCAGGCUACCCACACCCUUCACCACACACUCCCCACCUACAGGGAGCAGUCCCAUCUCUUCCACAGGUCCUGUCACUGCAACAUCCUUCCAGACCACCACUACCUAUCCAACCCCAUCACACCCUCAGACCACACUUCCCACUCACGUUCCAUCUUUCUCCACCUCCUUGGUGACUCCAAGUACUCACACAGUCAUCACCCCUACCCACACACAGAUGGCCACUUCUGCCUCCAUCCACUCAAUGCCAACAGGCACCAUUCCUCCACCGACUACAAUCAAGGCCACAGCGUCCACCCACACAGCCCCACCAAUGACACCGACCACCAGUGGGACCCGCCAAUCCCCAAGCUCAUUUAGCACAGCCAAAAUUUCUACAUCCCUACCUUACCACACUUCCUCCACACACCAUCCUGAAUUCACCCCAACUUCUACCACCAACAUCACCCCCAAACACACCAGUACAGGCACCAGAACCCCUGUGGCCCACACCACCUCGGCCACCAGCAGCAGGCUACCCACACCCUUCACCACACACUCCCCACCUACAGGGAGCAGUCCCAUCUCUUCCACAGGUCCUGUCACUGCAACAUCCUUUCAGACCACCACUACCUAUCCAACCCCAUCACACCCUCAGACCACACUUCCCACUCACAUUCCACUUUUCUCCACCUCCUUGGUGACUCCAAGUACUCACACGGUCAUCACCCCUACCCACGCACAGAUGUCCACUUCUGCCCAUAUCCACUCAAUGCCAACAGGCACCAUUCCUCCACCAACAACGCUCAAGGCCACAGGGUCCACCCACACAGCCCCACCAAUGACAGUGACCACCAGUGGGACCAGCCAAACCCACAGCUCAUUCAGCACAGCUACAGCCUCUUCUUCCUUCAUAUCCUCCUCAUCUUGGCUGCCUCAGAACUCUAGCUCAAGGCCACCAUCAUCACCUAUCACCACACAACUCCCCCACUUGAGUUCUGCAACCACUCCUGUUUCCACAACUAAUCAGCUGUCCUCCUCAUUUUCUCCCAGUCCUUCUGCCCCCUCUUCUGUUUCUUCCUAUGUGCCCUCCUCCCACUCCUCUCCCCAGACUUCAUCGUCUUCUGUUGGCACAUCUUCCUCUUUCAUGUCCGCCCCCGUGCACUCCACAACCCUGAGCUCGGGGUCACACUCCUCAUUGUCCACUCAUCCCACGACUGCAUCAGUGUCUGCAUCUCCUCUUUUUCCUUCUUCUCCAGCUGCCUCUACUACCAUUAGGGCCACUCUCCCCCACACUAUCUCCUCUCCUUUCACCCUCUCUGCUCUACUCCCCAUAUCCACUCUUACCAUGUCUCCCACCCCAUCCAGCCACCUAGCCUCCAGCACCAUUGCAUUUCCGUCCACGCCCAGGACCACGGCCAGCACCCACACCGCCCCUGCCUUCUCCUCUCAGUCCACCACCUCGCGGUCCACUUCUCUCACCACCCGAGUUCCCACAUCAGGCUUUGUGUCACUCACCUCGGGGGUGACGGGUAUCCCCACCUCUCCAGUCACCAACCUUACCACCAGGCACCCUGGUCCCACCUCGUCGCCUACCACGCGGUUCCUGACCAGCUCCCUCACUGCGCAUGGAAGCACCCCUGCUUCUGCCCCGGUAUCUUCUCUCGGGACACCUACGCCCACCUCACCCGGGGUCUGCAGCGUGCGGGAGCAGCAGGAGGAGAUCACAUUCAAGGGGUGCAUGGCGAACGUGACAGUAACCCGCUGUGAGGGCGCCUGCAUUUCCGCUGCCAGCUUCAACAUCAUCACCCAGCAGGUGGACGCCCACUGCAGCUGCUGCCGCCCCCUCCACUCCUAUGAGCAGCAGCUGGAGCUGCCCUGCCCCGACCCCAGCACACCUGGCAGGCGGCUCGUACUCACCCUGCAGGUGUUCAGCCACUGCGUGUGCAGCUCUGUGGCCUGUGGAGACUAGCAGGGUCGCUGCCUGCUCUCCUGGGGCUGAAGGACUGCAGAUGACAGACAGGAAAACACCCACCAGCCCCCUUCCCGCUUGUGCCAGCAGCUGCUUUCCUGGUCACCAGGCCUGGCCCCCAAGUGCCCUGGGCCGUGGCUCCCUGGGGCACCGGUGGGAGAGGGGCUGCCAAGCAGGGGCUCAGACUACCAUACUCCUGCAGACCCUGAGCCAGCAGAGAGGGACUGAGGCGGGCAGUGGCCACAGACCCUCCCAGGCACACAGGGCACUCCCGACCACCCCUGCCCACCGUCCAACACCUCCCAGCCCCUGAACUUGGCCCCAGCCCUGCUGGGCCCAGAACCCUGCAGAUGAGGCCACAGAGCAGGCGCUCGACCACACCCAUCAGGGGCGAGGAGGGCAUGGAAACCUGUGCCGAGAUGGGGGCAAGAGGCCCAGGCAGCCACCAGCACAGAGAAGAGGAGCUCCCCAGAGUCAGGGAGGGCAGAGGGUGGCAGCGAGGGCAGGGCAGCCGCCCCCGCUCCCGGCCAGGUGGAAGGCCCCCACCAGCACCACACCCAUCCCCAGCAGCCUGUCCUUGGGAGAGGGCAUCACCCGGUCAGAGACUCCAAAUAAACUGGUUCUUGUCAAGGCACA
This is a messenger RNA of Pan troglodytes (chimpanzee), 19453 nucleotides long. It is a transcript of the gene MUC6, whose product is annotated as mucin 6, oligomeric mucus/gel-forming. The transcript is spliced from 33 exons. Gene Ontology annotation, molecular function: protein binding. Bases 35 to 18817 code for a protein of 6260 amino acids. The record is from RefSeq and is a predicted model, not a curated record. Gene Ontology annotation, cellular component: extracellular matrix. NCBI's taxonomy places the organism in Eukaryota, Metazoa, Chordata, Mammalia, Primates, Hominidae.